Messenger RNA from Gaeumannomyces tritici R3-111a-1, 945 nucleotides. RefSeq lists its product as hypothetical. The record is from RefSeq and is a predicted model, not a curated record. The transcript is spliced from 3 exons. Lineage: Eukaryota; Fungi; Ascomycota; Sordariomycetes; Magnaporthales; Magnaporthaceae. Gene Ontology annotation, biological process: cellular response to oxidative stress; response to reactive oxygen species; hydrogen peroxide catabolic process. Gene Ontology annotation, molecular function: heme binding; peroxidase activity. Bases 1 to 945 code for a protein of 314 amino acids.
AUGGGUUUUUCGGACCGCGAGACGGUGGCGCUGAGCGGCGCGCACGGCCUGGGCCGCUGGCACGCGGCCAACUCGCGCUUCGAGGGCAAGUGGGCCAACAACCCGACCCGGUUCUCGAACCAGUACUUCCGCCUGCUGCUGUCCGAGGACUGGGCCGAGCGCACGGUGGCGGCCAGCGGGAACCGGCGGUUCGUCGCCGUCAACAGCGUCACGGGCGACGAGCUCAUGAUGCUGCCGACCGACAUGGCGCUGGCGGCGGACCCGGCGUUCAGGGAGUAUGUUGAGCCGUCGACGAGGUCGCUCCGGCCCGCCCGCCAGGCGACGUCGGGCCCGCCCAUGGCGCGGAUGGCCGUGGCGCCCGCGAGCGUCCAGAGGUCCGCAAAAGCACCCUGGACUAUUGGCUCCGCACCUCGUCUCACGAGGCAAGGCAACUUUGGUUUCCGUUAUUGCACCAUGCGCUACAGAGGCCCACGAUAUUCGUUCCCCGUCAUUCCCAUCAACCCGUCGCCCGGUAUGACGUUCAGCGUCCCCCGCUGCGUCCUGGCCGCGCUUGCCGCCACGCCGGCGGUCGCGCAGGCGGCAGCGACAGCGGCAGCUGCUCCCCUACCGCCCCCGCAGCUGUUGAUGCCGCGCAACCAAUGCAUGGAAGGCGCCGACAAGAUCUAUUACGGCAUCGAUGGCGGCCAGUCGCAGGUCCAGUACGCGGCCGACCUGUCCAUCACGUCGUCGGUCACAUACAAUGACAUGGCCGACAGCAUCGACGGGGGCGAAGACGCCACCGAUUCCAAGCGCGAUGCGGCGCUCCUCGGCUUCGGCGCUAACGAGGGCCAGCGUGGGGUGGUCGCCAAGAGCAGCAACCCGGCGUACCAGACGCCAGAGUACAAGGAUACCGGGGCGAAGCCAGAAGGAAUUGUGAUCAAGUUGAUAGACGCCUCAGAUCGUUAG